Adineta steineri is the source of this 324-nucleotide messenger RNA. Lineage: Eukaryota; Metazoa; Rotifera; Eurotatoria; Adinetida; Adinetidae. The record is from the annotation of a GenBank genome assembly.
AUGAGCUCAGCUUAUUCAUCUGUAUCCAAUGUAAUAUCCAGCGACAGCAGUGGUACAAGUGUCGAAUCCGAUCCAUCAUCCAUUGAACGCAGUGGUGUAAGUGAUGAUUUAAGUGCCAGAUCCAGAAAUCCACACCCACACCCACACCCUUCAUUAACUAAUGUUAAGUCAGCACGUAAAGAUCUAAAUGAUCCAAUUGCUCAACGUAAAAAAAUUAUGGAAAUACAAAAAAAAAUUGAAUCACUUGAAAACAAAAUUAUGUUAGAAAUAAGCGCAAUGAUUGAACUUGACCAACAACUAGUACGAGAUUUGGCACAAAUGUAA